UGAUUAAGCUCGUGUGUCCUCAGCGCUGUCUCGUUACCAUGGUGACGCGUGACAGAAGCGUGGCGUGGCCGUGGAGAGAGAAGCGGCCCACUUCCGUGGAAAACACGAGCCUGUCUGAUCUUUAUUAAACCCAAAAUAACAUCAGGAGGAAGCUUCGUGUGAGACGCACGUCCUGCUGUGUGUUUGUGUUGUUGUAAGUGCUGAUGGCCGACGACAAAAAGCAGCUCUUACCACCAACAAACAAGAAGAAAAAGAGAAAAAGAAAGAAAACCGCUGCUUCCGCCGCUCCCCAAAAAACACAAGAGAAACUGAAGCUUCCUGAGACCUCACAGGCAGCUUCACUUUCGUCAAAAUAUCAACCUGAAGACUCCCCAGACCAACUCCAAGGUAAAAGUAGAAAAGACAGCGAAUGGCCUGGUGGAGGUGGAAUAAGGAACACAGGACAUCCACAGGAUCCACUUCUCCUGCUGACAAUGAGAAACAAAGCCAACAACAGUGGAGAGCUGGCUGCAUGGGAGCAUGUGGAGGAAGAGCUCGGGGCUGAGGCCAGGGAGAGCCUGAGGUGGGAGGGAGUGCUAGCAGACCGUCAUGCUGAGGAAAAGAGGCUGGAGCUGUACAGGGCCAAGAGACGACAGCGUUACAUCGCACACAGAGAAGCUGAAGCCCGGGCUGUCAAACUUUCCUGAAGAGGACAAAGACAUGAAUGGUUGUCUGACCCACACUAUGAGGAGAGAAUCUUCUCUGUUGUUGCCUGUUUCUGGUAGUACGGACACACCUUCAGAUGCUCCGACAUGGAUGGUGCAUUCUGGAAGCACCAACUGUCCACGGGGGAAAACAGGGUGCUGAACUGCCAUACCUGGAAGAAGACGAUGAAAGGAGCACUCAAAUCCUACUGUAGAAACAUCUCAUCUUCCACGUGAAGAGGAACUACUUAUAAAUUCUAGUGUCAGGCUGUUUGCUUAAACCCACCUUGUGUUUUACCCUCCACUUGGCUCCACCAUGUGAGUAGGUCUUCCUCUCCCAGCAGAGGGUGACCAUCCCUCUGUCCUGCAGCAGAGACGAGCAAACCUGCCUCAUGAGCCGAGACACCAGAGACAGCUGGGACAGGGACAGGCUGUCUAGAAAACUGGCCAUGUGGCACAGCACCUCAUAGGGCAGCGAGCUCAAAGAGUCAUCUCCUCUUCGUGUCUUCCUCCUUGUGGAGUCCACUGAGCUCCUGGAGGGCUGGGCAGUGUGACCUACAGAGGUAGUGAUGGUUGGAUGCAGACUGAAGCAGCCCAGAUCCUCACUGAAAGCAAAGUUAAAACUGGAGUCAGAGGUUUGAUUUUUACUCUCAUGCAGGAUCAAACUUCAUAUGAGGGUGGCUGAUUGGACUGGUGAUAAAUAUGAUGCCCAAAGGUACCACUAAGGCAGAGGAGUUCAGGUGUAACAGCCCUAAAUAUUCCACACACAGUGCUGGCAGAAAGCCAUCUGGCUGCAGCA
Messenger RNA from Thalassophryne amazonica, 1482 nucleotides. Its product is annotated as protein LIAT1-like. Bases 204 to 686 code for a protein of 160 amino acids. NCBI's taxonomy places the organism in Eukaryota, Metazoa, Chordata, Actinopteri, Batrachoidiformes, Batrachoididae. The transcript has 3 exons. Gene Ontology annotation, biological process: protein arginylation. The record is from RefSeq and is a predicted model, not a curated record.